Molecule: messenger RNA, 1569 nt
Organism: Pediculus humanus corporis (human body louse)
Lineage: Eukaryota; Metazoa; Arthropoda; Insecta; Psocodea; Pediculidae
Product: class B secretin-like G-protein coupled receptor GPRdih1, putative
Exons: 9
Coding region: 1-1569 (522 amino acids)
Biological process (GO): cell surface receptor signaling pathway; adenylate cyclase-modulating G protein-coupled receptor signaling pathway
Cellular component (GO): plasma membrane
Molecular function (GO): diuretic hormone receptor activity; G protein-coupled peptide receptor activity; peptide hormone binding
Source: RefSeq, a predicted model, not a curated record
AUGAAAAAAUCAAUUCGUCACAUAAAUUCAAAACUUCAAAUGGAUAAUAAAAAAUUAUUCGAAUUUGAUUCGAAUAAAUACGUUAUAGAAACCGAAUUAAACGAUGGUGAUGAUAACAACAACAACAAAUACAAAACGGAAUAUUAUCAAAAUUACAUUGAUAAUAGUGAUGUUAUAAAAACCGGAAAUGACGUUUGCGAUGGAAACGGUGGUGGUGGUGAUGAUGAUGUUUUAUACGAUGGAAUACAUUGCAGUUGGCAUAACGAUACGGUUUUAUGUUGGCCUAAAACACUCGGUGGAACCACAGCUUAUCUUCCAUGUUUUGAAGAAUUUAAUGGAAUCAAAUACGAUUCGUCACAAAACGCAACGAGGAGAUGUUUCGAAAACGGUACCUGGUCAUCAUCAAAUUACACUCUAUGCCUGAACAUAGAAGGUACCAUAUCCGAAUCAGUUUUCGACGAAAGUAUAACAGGAGUGACGUCAUUAUUAUAUUACAUUGGAUAUUCCGUAUCCGUCGUUGCUUUACUUAUCGCCAUGUUUAUUUUUUUAUAUUUCAAAGAUUUAAGAUGUCUUCGUAAUACGAUUCACACAAAUCUUAUGUUUACCUACGUCAUGGCGGAUUUCAUGUGGAUUCUCACGGGGAUUUUACAAAAUUCAAUACAACAGGAUAUGACGUUGUGCAUGAUGUUACCCUUGGUACUUCACUACUUCCACGUCACAACAUUUUUUUGGAUGUUUGUCGAAGGUCUUUAUCUUUACAUGCUCGUUGUUGAAACAUUCAAUAGAACAAACAUAAGAACCGGAGUUUAUGUGUUUAUCGGUUGGGGGAUUCCAUUGAUAUUAAUUAUUAUUUGGGGAAUCGUUAAAGCCGUGGCACCAAUGAACGAAGAAACGGCAAACACGGAAUUUUCUGGAGUUUUAUCACAUUGUCACUGGAUGAAUGGAACGAUACACGAUUGGAUAUUUAAAAUUCCCGUUUUAACCGUCAUGGCAUUAAAUUCUGUUUUUUUAGUCAUGAUAAUGUGGGUAUUGAUAACAAAAUUAAGAUCGGCAAACAAUGCGGAAACUCAACAGUAUAGAAAAGCUACAAAAGCACUUUUGGUACUCAUACCGCUACUGGGUAUAACCUACAUAUUAACAAUCGUGUCACCAACGGAAGGAAUCGUGGCACAAGUUUUUUACAACAUGAGAGCAUUCAUGCUAUCUUUUCAGGGGUUUCUCGUGGCUCUUUUCUACUGUUUUUUAAACAGCGAAGUACAAAACACUAUGAGACACAGAAUGGAAUCAUGGCGUACGAUAAGAACGCUGGGUGAUAAAAGAUAUAAUUACAGCAGAGAUUGGUCACCGAGAUCUAGAACCGAAAGCAUGAGAUUGUACAGUCAACCUACGAUAACGCCUUACAAAAAACGUGAAUCUUGUGCGAGCGAAGUUACAACCACGACGGUCGUCAACAGCGGUAUAUAUACAAAUAACGGUUCGAGAGUUUCUAACGGAUCGACCGGUGGCACAUCGAUAAAUCAAAAAUCAACAACGUCAUUUUUAACCGUCACAAAUGAAAAUUAUGAUUAA